This is a messenger RNA of Mercenaria mercenaria, 1795 nucleotides long. RefSeq lists its product as uncharacterized. The transcript is spliced from 5 exons. The record is from RefSeq and is a predicted model, not a curated record. Lineage: Eukaryota; Metazoa; Mollusca; Bivalvia; Venerida; Veneridae. Bases 204 to 1202 code for a protein of 332 amino acids.
AUGAUAAUCUGCAUGUAUACUUGACAGUGUCCAUAUGCCUAGUUCGCUAUAGUUUGCAAGGAAUAUUUUAACAAAAAGAAUUUAUUUAUGUUUUACCACUAGCGUUUUUCUGUUAAAUCCGAAUUUAUAAUUCAGAGGUAAAAUAUAAUAAUACCUGCACUCUUGAAGUUCGGCACAGGCUUUCGCGACACUUCGUAGAGGGUAUGGAGAUUUUGCAGCCGCAAACUGAAAUGGAAAUUAAAUGCGUCAUCGGUCGGCAUCCAUUAAAGAAAAAUGAAUUAGUGGUGAUAACAAAAACAACAACCAUGAAGCAUCAACGCCAGUAUGCUAAAAAGACAAGCAUCCCACUGCUUUGUGAACAAGUCUUUCGACAAACUCUUUUGUUGUACAUGUUCUAUUCGUUCAUGUGUUCCUUAGCAGUGUCUGGUCAACCCCUCCAGCAGCCACCAGAGCAUUUCACAUGCGGACCAGCUGAAUUAAAUGUGGCAUGUGAACGUUGGGGUUACGACACAUGCAUCUCCGACAAUGGUGAAUUUUACUGUCUACCAUGCUCCCAAGAAUAUCUCGCAAAAUUAUGUAGCACACAGGAAGAAAUGGAAGGAUGUAACCUUUUUUGCACAGAAAAGGCGCUGGACAAAGAAACAGAUAAAAUAAUAGCAAACUUUACAGAACAGCUGACAUAUCUCCAAAAGCAGGCAGAAAUAUCUAAGAAAGAGGCGAACUUUCAAGCAGAAAAAAUAAAGAAACUUAAAGGACAUAUCAGAAAUAGAAACAUAGCAAUAUACGCUAUUAUAACAGCCCUGUGCAUAGCUGUGGGGAUCCUGGUUUGCUUCAUAAUCUGGUGUAUUCGUCAAACACGUGGCAAAGCUAAACUCGAUGAGGAAAAUCCGGAAACAGAACCAGAACCGUCGGUGUCGGCCCCACCUGCCGAAGGUAACAUUUCUGACAACUCAUCUGAGAAUUCUGAAGAAACACUGCUGAAAGAAUUUAGAGUAUUACCAGAUAGUCAAGAGAAUAUCGAAGUUAGUGACAAUGAAGAGCAUGAUCUCAUUACUCCAGAGAAAGAUAAAAGCAAUGUUCGUCAAGAGAAAGAAUGUCCAGCAAUCAACAAGCUCCGCAGUAUACCUGCCACCAAUACGAAAGGAAAUGAUAAAUUAGCCAUCAAAACCAAAGAUCACAGACAUCUCGAUGCACAGCCUUAGUAAAUAAAAAAAACUUUAUUUUAAAACACAUCGUUUACAUUUUUCUGGUUAAAAAAGAAAUAAUUUGAAAAUUGAAUAUAUUUUAAAAAGUGACAUUCAAGUACAAACUGAAUGACCUUUCCAACUUUGCAAAGUUUGCAAAAAAGAAUGUUUUGAAUAGAAUCAAUCGUCUAAACGCUUUAGAAUACUAGUUGUAUCUAAAAAACUUACAUAUUGUAUUCGUGGUCAGCGUAAAAAAGACAAUAGAACAUUUAUCUCAAAAUCACGACAGCUUUUGUGAUGCAGUUGUUAACACAAAUAUUUCAGUACAAAUACUAGUCAACUUUGAGAUGCUAGAAAAUACUUUAAGUAACAAAAAAGAAAACACAUGAUACUAACGUUGAAUUUCGUCGAAAUAUCAGCGUAAGAGAAAUCGGAAACUGAUCGCUCAAUCAGCAAAAAUUUAAAGAUGCUUUAUAAUCAGUCUUUCUAAUAUCAUUAUGACAUCAUCAUCAUCAUCGUCAUCAUCAACAUCCUAAUUAUCAUCAUCAUCAGUGGUAGAUGUUAUUGCUGUUGUUGUAACAUUUUGUGUGAAAAAAAAAACCAGAAAAUUC